UUAACCUCCCUGGCGGUAUUCCCGAGUGUAGUUCAGGCGGUAACCCCGAGCUACACUCCGGUUUACCAUACGGCGCUGCUCCGGGAUCUGUUCUUCUCUUACCUUGUCCUGCGCUCCCGCGAUAUCUCUCCUGCAGUGUCCCCUGUAAUGUCCUCUGGCAGAUGCUGGCAUCUGUCUUCUGAGGUCGGGACGUACGGGGACGCAACGGCGGGAAAUUUGAAAAUGACAAAAAGUGACAUUCACUAAAUUCACUAAAUCACAUAGUAAAACAUUACUGUAUCAAACCAUUUCACAUACAU
Messenger RNA from Staurois parvus, 299 nucleotides. The record is from the annotation of a GenBank genome assembly. NCBI's taxonomy places the organism in Eukaryota, Metazoa, Chordata, Amphibia, Anura, Ranidae.